Sclerotinia borealis F-4128 is the source of this 1377-nucleotide messenger RNA. The record is from the annotation of a GenBank genome assembly. NCBI's taxonomy places the organism in Eukaryota, Fungi, Ascomycota, Leotiomycetes, Helotiales, Sclerotiniaceae.
AUGAGUUCCCUGUUAGGCUCUACUCCCCACGACAGACUCGAUGCACCACGUACAGGUGAGAGUCUUUGCAUCCCUAUAUUGAAGGAAAGACAACAAAGAAUCAAGCAUUCAAGCAUUCCAUCAUUUGAAGAUAGUGUUGGAGUCGAAAAUCUCGAUGCUAGGUUUCGGCAAGUUCCUCAGUUCACUGGUCUUAAGCAUUUCUCAUGCUUUAGCCAGGUUGUACAAUGGACCGGGGGAGAAGAGAAAGAUAUCAUACGGAUACUUCUACCUGUUGUAACACCCUUAUUGGAAAAGGUUGCACCAGCUGCCUUAGUGUAUACUAAAGCUGUUGUAGAUUUCGCAACCCAGAUCUUCGCCCGGUUAUUCGACACCGAUACUCUUCAAUACUUAGCUCAUGCUUUAGAUCGGAUCGAUAAAACAAAAUAUGCUUUCCGAAAGUAUCGACCGAAGGAUAAGAAUCACUUGCCACAUUGGAAUUAUCCGAAGUUUCAUGUUCUGGUGCAUUAUGUGGAUUGCAUUCAGCAAUUUGGUGCUUUAGAGGGACUCAACACUGAAAUGGUGGAAGCUGCUCAUAAAUAUUUAAUUGCAAAGCAUAAUACACGCCUAACAAACUUUCAAGCGAUGGAGGAUGUUAUCUUGCAUGCUCAGUGCACUACGAUCAAUCUUAACCCAGAAUCAGAGAAAUGUCAAACAGCUCGAAUGACGAUAGCCCCGCUUCUUCUUGAGGAACUUCAGAUUCCCUCAUUACUUCCAUCAACGUUCAAUAUGCAGGGCCAUACUACAUAUCUACAUACAAGGAAUACGACUACUGUAGCUAUAGCUGAAGCAGAACUGAAGCUCCCCGAUUUUGCAGCUGCAAUCGCAACAUAUAUUUGCCAAAUGCGAAAUAAAGGUAGUUUUGAUGACUCGCGAAUGGCAGGUACUACACAGUAUAACUUUGAGCAGUUUGAUGAUCGAGAUCGAGAUAUUUCGUGGGUGAAAGAUUUCCCGAUUCAAUUUCAUGGAGCAUUGACAUGCUGGAAGCGGAGUGGGAAGGAUUAUUUGGAUCCGGAUAUCAAAAUUGAAGAGAUGCUUCGUUGCGUACCUUCCUGGAGGGGCGUUGGUCACCGUCAUGACUUUUGUUGGGUACAAGAGUAUGAAUAUCCACCGCGGAGGCAAUCUUCAAGUGAUGAGAGCCUCUCAGAGUAUAACAAGAGGCUAAAUGAUCCUUUAAAAGGUCAACGAGUAGCCAAACUCUUGAUUAUCAUGAAAAUAUAUGAUAUUUCGGAAGAGUGUUUAGUCUAUACUGGAGCAUUGGUCGAUGUAUUGGUCCCAGUAGGUGAUGGAACACCAAAUCCAGUUAAUGGCAUGAGGGAAUUUACAACAUACAAUAACUGA